AUGCCUGAUCUUCCCGGCUACGGAAUGUCCUCCAUUCCCCCGGUUUCCGGCAAUCACGAGGCGUAUUCAAAGCGGUCAAUGGCGUCCGUCAUGCGCGAAAUGAUGCGUGUGCUGGGGUACCGGACGUUUUUCGCAGCGGGACAUGACCGGGGUGGCCGUGUUGGAUACAGACUGGCCCUGGACCAUCCGGAUACGAUCCCAAGGCUGGCCGUGCUCGAUAUCCUUCCCACGUCGGACUAUUGGGACCGGAUGAACCGCGUCUUCGGUCUUAAAGUCUAUCACUGGAUGUUCCUCGCCCAGCCAUUUCCAUUCCCGGAGAAAAUGAUAGCCGCUGCACCAGUCCGAUAUCUGGAACACACAUUGGCGAGCUGGACAGCGGAAAAAAACCUCGACUGUUUUGCGGAAGGGGCCCUGGAACAUACCCGUGCCUGGUUCUGCGAGCCCGACCGGAUCUCCGCAUGCUGCGAAGACUAUCGAGCAGGCGCGACAAUCGACUAUGAGCACGACAUUGCCGACCGGAACGCCGGCAACAUCAUACGGGCGAAAAUGCUGGCCCUUUGGGGCGACAAAGGCAUUGCAACAAGCGUCGACGACCCUCUGGCGGUAUGGCAGGCCUGGUGUCCACAUGUCGAAGGACACUCCCUUGCCGCGGGCCACUUUCUGCCAGAGGAAGCACCAAAGGCCACUGGCGAGACCCUGCUCGACUUUUUCAGCUCCUGA
Messenger RNA from Effrenium voratum, 720 nucleotides. Lineage: Eukaryota; Dinophyceae; Suessiales; Symbiodiniaceae. The record is from the annotation of a GenBank genome assembly.